GGGAGGGCUGCCCUCUGCUUCCCAGCGCCCUCUCCCCUGCUAACUCCUUCCCCCUCCUCCUCCCCUGCCCCUCCCCGCCCCCACGCCUUCCUCCUCUCCGAAGGGCUGGUAACUUGUUGUGCGGAGCGAGCGGCGGCGGCACCAUCUAGGCGGGCACCAUGGGCACGUCCGCGCGCCGGGCGCUCUGGCUGCUGCUCGCGCUGUGCUGGGCGCUCCGGGAGAGCGGCGCCACUGCAACCGGGAGAAAAACCAAGUGCGAAGCUUCCCAAUUCCAGUGCACCAAUGGCCGCUGCAUUACUCAGCUGUGGAAAUGCGAUGGCGAUGAAGACUGUGCCGAUGGCAGCGAUGAAAAGAACUGUGUAAAGAAGACAUGUGCUGAGUCGGACUUCGUGUGCAACAAUGGCCAGUGUAUUCCCAAUCGGUGGCAGUGCGACGGGGAUCCUGACUGUGAAGAUGGUUCUGAUGAAAGCCCAGAGCAGUGCCAUAUGAGAACAUGCCGCAUAAAUGAAAUCAGCUGUGGCGCCCGUUCUACUCAGUGCAUCCCAGUGUCCUGGAGAUGUGAUGGUGAAAGUGAUUGUGACAGUGGAGAAGAUGAAGAAAACUGUGGCAACGUAACGUGUAGCUCUGACGAGUUCACUUGCUCCAGUGGCCGCUGCAUCUCCAGGAACUUUGUGUGCAAUGGGCAGGACGACUGCAGUGAUGGCAGUGAUGAGCUUGACUGUGCCCCGCCCACCUGCGGCGCCCACGAGUUCCAGUGCAGCACCUCCUCAUGCAUCCCCAUCAGCUGGGUGUGCGACGACGACGCAGACUGCUCCGACCAGUCCGAUGAAUCCCUGGAGCAGUGUGGCCGCCAGCCCGUGAUCCACACCAAGUGCCCUGCCAGCGAGAUCCAGUGUGGCUCUGGCGAAUGCAUCCACAAGAAGUGGAGAUGCGACGGCGACCCAGACUGCAAGGAUGGUAGUGAUGAGGUCAACUGUCCUUCUCGAACCUGCCGACCUGACCAAUUUGAAUGUGAGGAUGGUAGCUGCAUCCAUGGCAGCAGGCAGUGUAACGGUAUCCGAGACUGUGUCGAUGGUUCAGAUGAAGUCAACUGCAAGAACGUCAACCAGUGCCUGGGCCCUGGCAAGUUCAAGUGCAGAAGUGGGGAAUGCAUAGAUAUCAACAAAGUGUGUAACCAGGAGCAGGACUGCAGGGACUGGAGUGAUGAGCCCCUGAAAGAAUGCCAUGUAAACGAAUGCUUGGUCAAUAAUGGCGGAUGUUCCCAUAUCUGCAAGGACCAGAUUAUAGGCUACGAAUGUGACUGUGCGGCUGGGUUUGAACUCAUAGAUAGGAAAACCUGCGGAGAUAUUGACGAAUGCCAAAAUCCGGGAAUCUGCAGUCAAAUUUGUAUCAACUUAAAAGGCGGUUACAAGUGUGAAUGUAGUCGUGGCUAUCAAAUGGAUCUUGCCACUGGCGUGUGCAAGGCAGUAGGCAAAGAGCCAAGUCUGAUCUUCACUAAUAGAAGAGACAUCCGCAAGAUUGGCUUAGAGAGAAAAGAAUACAUCCAACUGGUUGAGCAGCUGCGAAACACCGUGGCUCUUGAUGCUGAUAUUGCUGCUCAGAAACUGUUCUGGGCGGACGUCAGCCAGAAGGCCAUCUUCAGUGCCUCAAUUGAUGACAAGGUUGGUAGACAUGUAAAAAUGAUCGACAAUGUCUAUAAUCCUGCAGCCAUUGCUGUUGAUUGGGUGUACAAGACCAUCUACUGGACUGAUGCGGCUUCUAGGACUAUUUCAGUAGCCACCCUAGACGGAGCCAAGAGGAAGUUCCUGUUUAACUCUGACUUGCGAGAGCCCGCCUCCAUAGCCGUGGACCCACUGUCUGGAUUUGUUUACUGGUCAGACUGGGGUGAACCAGCUAAAAUAGAAAAAGCAGGAAUGAAUGGAUUUGAUAGACGCCCACUGGUGACAGUGGACAUCCAAUGGCCCAAUGGAAUAACACUGGACCUCAUCAAAAGCCGCCUCUACUGGCUGGACUCCAAGUUGCACAUGUUAUCGAGUGUGGACUUAAAUGGCCAAGACCGCAGGAUAGUACUCAAGUCUCUGGAGUUCCUAGCUCAUCCUCUGGCACUAACAAUUUUCGAGGAUCGUGUCUACUGGAUAGAUGGGGAAAACGAAGCAGUCUAUGGUGCCAAUAAGUUCACUGGAUCAGAACUGGCCACUCUAGUCAACAACCUUAAUGAUGCCCAAGACAUCAUUGUGUAUCAUGAACUUGUGCAGCCAUCAGGUAAAAACUGGUGUGAAGAAGACAUGGAGAAUGGAGGGUGUGAAUACCUAUGCCUGCCAGCUCCACAGAUUAAUGAACACUCUCCAAAGUAUACCUGUUCCUGUCCCAAUGGGUACCACCUAGAGGAAAAUGGCCGAGAAUGCCAAAGUACUGCAACUACUGUGACUUACAGUGAAACAAAAGAUACCAACACUACAGAAAUUUCACCAACUAGUGGACUAGUUCCUGGAGAGAUCAAUGUGACCACGGCAGUCUCUGAAGUCAGUGUUCCCCCAAAAGGGACUUCCGCUGCCUGGGCCAUCCUUCCUCUCUUGCUCUUAGUGAUGGCAGCAGUGGGUGGCUACUUGAUGUGGCGGAACUGGCAACACAAGAACAUGAAAAGCAUGAACUUUGACAAUCCUGUGUACUUGAAGACCACGGAAGAGGACCUCUCCAUUGACAUCGGCAGACACAGUGCUUCUGUUGGACACACGUACCCAGCAAUAUCAGUUGUAAGCACAGAUGAUGAUCUAGCUUGACUUCUGAGACGAGUCGUGACCUCUGAGGUCUAACCCAGUAACACCCCCCUCCGGAACGGUAACCGGGCCAGCAGCUGAAGUCUCUUCCUGCCAUCUGGAAGAACGUCAAGAUAUCUUUGCGUGGAUCAAGCUUGUGUACUUGACCGUUUUUAUAUUACUUUUGUAAAUAUUCUUGCCCACAUGCUACUUCAGCUUUGGAUAUGGUUACCAAGUAUCUGUAAUCUAUGAAUUUCUAGACAGUAUUGCCGCCUCUGGCCAAAUAUGCACUUUCCCUAGAAAGCCAUAUUCCAGCAAUGAAACUUGUGCUAUAGUGUACACCACUGUACAUACAGUGUAUAGGCCACCUGUAAAUACUCCAGAGAACAAUCACUAUUCUUAAGCACUUUGAAAAUAUUUCUAUGUAAAUUAUUGUAAACUUUUUCAAUGGUUGGGACAAUGGCAAUAGGAUAAAACGGGUUACUAAGAUGAAAUUGCCAAAAAAAAUUUGUAAACUAAUUUUGUACGUAUAAAUGAACUCUUUGACCUCAAAAGGAGGUUUACAAAGACUGAGUGUUCAAACUACUGUAUAUUUCUUCUUUUCAAGUGCUCAAAGAUUAAACCAAGCAGCGUAACCAUGGUUUGUGCCUAUUCCUAUAGGGUGAAGUCCUCGAACGGCCUGAAUAGUAUGGAAUGUUCUCUCUCCAUGUAUGAGCUGUCACUCCUGACAUUGUAUAAACCCGUCAUUGGGCUAGUUUCUCUUACAACCAAGUACUAACAAAAGAACGAGGUACCAGUUGACGUUUGGUUGUGAUAAAAAAGCUCCAGGGUCUUAUUUUGCGAAAGUUUAGUUUAGUCUGUAUCUAGAAUUCCUCUUGCGUGGGAGAGAAUUCCUUUCUUUAUUAACAUGUUUCCUAAUGUGGAAAUAUAUGCUCUGAUUUCUAUGAA
Lepus europaeus (European hare) is the source of this 3704-nucleotide messenger RNA. It is a transcript of the gene VLDLR, whose product is annotated as very low density lipoprotein receptor. The transcript has 19 exons. Lineage: Eukaryota; Metazoa; Chordata; Mammalia; Lagomorpha; Leporidae. Gene Ontology annotation, molecular function: calcium ion binding; protein binding. Bases 159 to 2780 code for a protein of 873 amino acids. The record is from RefSeq and is a predicted model, not a curated record.